GAAGUUCCCUCAGUUUGUUCCAGAGUCGAGCAGGACGGGACCAGGUCCAGAACCUGCUCUACCCGCGUCACCUCCGGACAGAGACUUGGAGACAGCAGGAACUUUUCAAAACCGGCUCGGAUCCGGACGCGCUGCGGCUGUACCGUGUCUCCGGGUCGGUUCUCCGGGUCGGUUCUUCUGGACCCACAAGGAUCUGAGGAAACCUGGAGUCACUGCGUUAAUCUUUGCGUGCACACGUUUUCUCUGGACACGCGGAAUCUCUAAUGGCACGCGCACUGACCGAGUGACGGGCGGGUCAUGAGUCGGAGUGUGUAGAGUCCAGCUCCCAUCAUGGACCCCCCUCUGCUGCUGAUGGUGAUGAUGAUGAUGGUGAUGAUGAAGACUUCCUGCAGCAGCAGAGUGAUGGAGACACUUGGAGGAACGAGACACAGACGCUACGCCAUCAACCCCGUGGGACACAAGUGGACUCACCACAACAUCACAUACAGGAUCACAAAGUAUCCCAACACCCUUAAUGUGGAGGACACCAGGAAGGCCAUCAGCAUUGCCUUCACCAAGUGGAGUGACGUGUCACCACUGAGCUUCACUGAGGUUACUGACGGCAACGCCACCGCUGACAUUACCAUUGGUUUCUACACCUUCAACCACACUGACUGCUGGUGGUCUCCACUCCACCCGUGUUUUGACGGCCUGAACGGCGAGCUGGCUCACGCCUUCCUGCCGCCACGAGGAGAAAUCCACUUCGACAACCACGAGUUCUGGAUCCUCGGCAAGUCCAGGUUCAGCUGGAAACAAGGUGUGUGGUUGAACGACCUGGUCCAGGUGGCGGCUCACGAGAUCGGCCACGCUCUCGGCCUGUGGCACUCCAGAGACCCUCAGGCUCUGAUGCAUCCCAACGCCACCUACACCGGCCAGAGGAACAUCGCCCAGGACGACGUAUGGGGCAUCCAGAGGCUCUACGGUUGUCUGGAUAAGAAGAGAGUCUGUGAUCCGUGGGCUCGACUCGGCUUCUGUGAGCGGAGGAAGACCUUCAUGAAGAAGAACUGUCCUCGGCGCUGUGACCUCUGCUACGAGCCUCUGGAAGCGGUGACCACACCAACGCCGCCUCCGGCCAACGUCAAGGUCAAGAUGGUUCCCCGGGGGAAGGUGGUGGGUUUUCGCUGUGGAACCAAAAACCCCCGCUCGCCGCCCAAAGUCAGCUGGUAUAAAGACGGCGAGCAGAUCCUGACCUCCAUCCCUGGUUACAUCAUCAUGAAGGACCGAGACCUCCGCAUUCUCGCCAACGAGUUCAACGAGGGCGUCUACACCUGUCGCAUCCAUCGACGGGGAGACAUCGUAUCUGCCAACUCCUGGGCCAUCCGACUGAAACCAGAACAGCCGUCCAACAGCUGAGGGCAUCGCCGGGGACGGGGGGAAGUGCUGGUUUUCACAUUUGUUGACAGAACUCAGCCCUCAGCACGACUGGAUCUAUGCAGGCAUUUCUGAACAUGUUUGGACCUUUUCACAGUAUUUCUGAUGGUUUGUUCUCCACAUGUACACCAGGUGGUUUGUGACUCCAAGCUGGACACGAUCCAACUUUCGCUGUGUGAAAAAAGGGUUCUGGGUCCAGAUGGUAAACUUGUGGCAGCUCUGAUAACAGCGUGACCUCUCGUCCUCCUAAUCCUCCAGACAUGACGUCACGCACCCCGAAUCCUGCAGGAUGUUGUUCACCACUGAAAAUCGUGGCAUGAUGCCAUGUGCUGCAGGACUGUAUCCCCACAAUCCCAGCAGGAGGUCCUGUACCUAUAAUCAUCUCGGCAGGGCCUUCUGUCCGCAUAAUGCUCCUGACAGAACGUCGUGUCCCUGGACUCAUCUCAACAUGACAUCACAUACCUGGAAACACCGAUAGGAUGUCAUGUCCUCAUUACCUUCCUGCAGGACGCGAUGGACCCGUAGAACGUCAUGUAUCGGCCAGGCGAAGCAGUAAUACCAGCUUUCGCAAACUAAAAUACUGUUAAUGCAAAGUCCUUCCAUACACGACUCUUACUGCGUUCCUUCUUGGAGCUGUCUCUGCGUGUGUCAGCGUGAUUACCGACAUGUUUUCAGAAUUUCGGUAUCGACCUGGUAUCGGUUCUUGUGACACCCCCAGUGCGACGUGAUGCUGUCGUUGUAAUGUUGUGUUUUUGUAAACACGAAGUUCCUGUAACCCUGUAGAGAGUCAGGUAGACCUGACAUGACGUCCUCAUAACCCUCCCGACGAGACUGCUGGUACUUAAUGUUGUGUACCCAUAAUUCCAGUGAGAUAUCACUGCGGAAACCCGAGACCGUUCACUUUAACAGCUUUGGUGUAAACGUCGGGGUUUCGGCUGCAUCACGGUACCAUCUGUAAUUCUGAGGCUGUGAUUCAUUUUAGUGGUUACAAGUUCUUUGUAUUUUUUAACUGCACGUCUACAUUUUACUUUGAUCUUACUUUACUUUUCUGGUCAUGGGUUUUACAGCACAGCUCUUCUGUUUCUGUGUUUAUUUCACAUGGAAACGUCAGCUGGGUUUGAAACGGACCAGUCAGCGUAUUGUAGAAAUGCUAACUAGCUAGCUAACUUGAAUUACCGUAGAUUAAUGAGAUAGAUGUAACCCCUUCUGUGACCUUUGACCUCACUGCUGAGCUUUGACUCCAGUGGUUCCCAAACUUUUUCAUGUCAAGGACCCCUGACCCUGAAACACAUUAGACCCCCUUGUUACUUAUCGAUGGGAUUAUAGUGAAAAUAAAUGCUUCCCCUUUCCCCCAGGGGUCCUUGAUGGGGGUCCCCGGACCCUACUUUGAGAACCAUUACUCUAAACGUCCACUUCUCUUAAAAAAGGUGGGUGGACGGUGGGUGGACGUCCCAUCGCAGAUCUUCUCCUACUUACUGUAAAAACGUAUAAAACUAAAACUCACUGAACAUAAUCAGGUGUUUUAUGGUAUAUAUUUUACUGCCUUUGGGUUGUUGUACAAAUAAAACCUGACGGCUGUUUUAACCUCCACUGAUGAAAA
Micropterus salmoides (largemouth bass) is the source of this 3010-nucleotide messenger RNA. RefSeq names its product matrix metallopeptidase 23bb (gene mmp23bb). The coding region runs from base 331 to 1392 and encodes 353 amino acids. Gene Ontology annotation, biological process: extracellular matrix organization; collagen catabolic process; proteolysis. NCBI's taxonomy places the organism in Eukaryota, Metazoa, Chordata, Actinopteri, Centrarchiformes, Centrarchidae. The record is from RefSeq and is a predicted model, not a curated record. Gene Ontology annotation, molecular function: metalloendopeptidase activity; zinc ion binding. The transcript has 8 exons. Gene Ontology annotation, cellular component: extracellular matrix.